CGCCCUUCCGCCUUGUGUGUAGGAAACAUACAAACGCGCCACACUUCGCUUGCAGGCGCAGGCCGCGGCCGUGCUUUUCUGCCUAGGCUGCCUAGGCAAAUAAAAGGAGGGGGCGAAGCAGCCGGCCCUGUUCUAUUUGGUUUGCUGCUUCUGAUCGCGCCGGCCCCUCCUGGUUUGCUUUGCGUGUGGCAAACCGAGGCGGCCCCGCUGGUUUCUAGCUGGCCGCUUUUCUGGUGUGCGCUCGCAGGCAAACAAAGACACCGCCGCCACCGCUGCGCAGCCAGUGUGCGUUGCAGCCAUUUUUUUCGCGUCGGCCGCGAAUGACAGACGCAGGCGGCUCUGGGACGGAGGGUUGUGUCUUUUCGUGGUGGCCUCUGGGACGGAGGGCUGUCUCUUUUCUGGCUUUGCG
This is a messenger RNA of Amoebophrya sp. A120, 409 nucleotides long. The record is from the annotation of a GenBank genome assembly. Lineage: Eukaryota; Dinophyceae; Syndiniales; Amoebophryaceae.